Molecule: messenger RNA, 1715 nt
Organism: Ricinus communis (castor bean)
Lineage: Eukaryota; Viridiplantae; Streptophyta; Magnoliopsida; Malpighiales; Euphorbiaceae
Product: UDP-glycosyltransferase 83A1
Exons: 2
Coding region: 205-1581 (458 amino acids)
Molecular function (GO): UDP-glycosyltransferase activity
Source: RefSeq, a predicted model, not a curated record
UUCAUUUUAUUUUUAGGUAAAGACUCUUAGAUGGCUGCCAACUUCACCAUGCAGACAUCUAUUAAACAGAGAAGAAAAGUCAUUCUUUGCUACCCUUUAGUAUAUAUAACUCAAAGCUCCACACAUGAAAUUCAGGAUUUCCUUUUCUUCCUUUUUUGGGGGUUCUAGAUCUCUCUUUCUCUCUAUAAAGAAUCGAAAGAGAAAAUGGGCAGGAGGUCACAUGUUAUAGUAAUACCAUAUCCAGCUCAAGGGAAUGUUAACCCCUUGAUGCAUUUGUCUCAAAGAAUAGCCAGUCUUGGAUUCAAAGUAACAUUUAUCCAUACAGAUUUCAAUCACAAGAGGGUAGUUAGUGCAAUGGCUGAAAUCAAUGGCGACCCUUUAGGUUCUACCGUUAAUUUGGUCUCAAUCCCAGAUGGGAUGGGUCCUGAAGGUGAUAGAAAUGAUCUUGGCAAGUUAUGUGAGGCAAUCUUGAGCACCAUGCCCAAAAAGCUUGAGGAGCUCAUACAAAAUAUCAACAAGACCAAUGAAGGUGAUGAUGAUGCCAUCAAUUGUAUUAUUGCUGAUGGACAUGUGGGGUGGGCAAGGGAAGUUGCAGAGAAAAUGGGGAUUAAAUUAGCAGUGGUUUGGCCUGCAUCAGCUGCCUCGUUUUCCUUGGGAGCAAACAUUCCUAAGCUUAUUGACGAUGGAUGUAUUAAUGCUGAUGGAUUCUCAGCCAAGAAACAGAUGAUUCAACUGUCUCCGGGCAUCCCCACCUUUGACACAGGAAACUUCCCGUGGAAUUUAAUUGGCGACUCAAAUGCACAGAGAGCUAUUUUCAAAUACAUCAAAAGAGUCGUUGAAGAAUCACAAUUGGCAGAAUGGCAAUUGUGCAAUUCAACUUAUGAGCUUGAGCCUGACGCAUUUUCCUUGACAGAAAAGCUCCUGCCAAUUGGCCCCUUGUUGUCAAAUUACAAUACUGGAACUUCAGGAGCUCAGUUCUGGCAAGAGGACUCUUCUUGCUUGGAAUGGCUCGAUCAACAACCAUCCCGAUCAGUGAUAUAUGUAGCUUUUGGCAGCUUCACAGUUUUUGAUCAAACCCAAUUUGAAGAACUAGCUCUUGGACUUCAACUCACUAACAAGCCCUUUCUUUGGGUGGCUCGUCCAGGAAUGACCACCCAAGAAUCGAUCAAAGAGUGCCCGGGUCAAUUGCAGAGCAGGAAUGGGAGAAUUGUGAGUUGGGUACCACAGCAGAAGGUCCUAAGCCAUCCUGCAAUUACUUGUUUUGUUAGCCAUUGUGGAUGGAACUCUACCAUGGAAGGAGUGAGUAAUGGGGUGCCCUUCUUGUGCUGGCCUUACUUUGGUGAUCAGUGUCUUAACAAAGACUACAUCUGUGGUAUCUGGAAAGUUGGUUUGGGAUUUGAGAGGGAUGAAAAUGGAAUCAUAAGGAAGGAGGAAGUUAAGGGAAAGGUGGAGCGAUUGCUUGGUGAUAAAAGUAUAAGAGAAAGGUCCUUAAAGCUGAAGGAAACAAUUAGAGACACCAUUGGAGAAGGUGGCCAGUCCUCAACAAAUUUUAUCAAUUUCAUCAAUUGGUUGGGAGCAUAAGGGAUACACAUUUUAAAUCUUGCUUUGUAUUAACCUACUUUCUAUGAAAAGUUAAGGUUUUAGAGAGUGAAUCCCAAGGAAUUUGCAUUUUAAUGUGUUUUGCUACCAAACUAAUAAUCUAGAAACUUGUAUCA